UGUAUAUUUUUACAACAAUCACGUUUACUACUUCAGCGGUCUAGUUUCUUGACUUGAUGGCGGCUAUAAGAGGGCCAUGGUCCUCUUCAGUCUUCAUUUUACAGUUUUAGAAAUAGAGGGAGACAGCGAGAAAGAAAGGAGGAUGGGGAGGAGUCCUUGUUGCUCCAAGGAAGGACUCAACAGAGGAACCUGGACUGCAUUGGAAGAUGAAAUACUUACAGCAUAUAUUAAGGCUCACGGGCAAGGAAAAUGGAGAAGCCUCCCCAACAGAGCUGGUUUGAAGAGAUGUGGCAAAAGCUGUAGACUUAGAUGGCUAAAUUAUCUUAGACCGGAUAUCAAAAGAGGCAACAUAUCCCAUGAUGAAGAGGAGCUUAUAAUCAGACUCCAUAAUCUUCUUGGCAACAGAUGGUCUUUAAUAGCUGGAAGGCUACCUGGGCGAACAGACAAUGAAAUCAAAAACUACUGGAACACUACUUUGGGAAAGAGAGCCAAAGCUCAAGCAUCCUCGCCAGCAUCCACAGAAACUCCGCCGAGCAAAUCUACACACAAAGAGCUAACAACUGAGUCCCAAAUCGACGAACCCUCAAAUUCACCACAGUCUACAGAAUCCAAAAUCCAAGGGAUCCGGACUAAAGCCACUAGGUGUAGCAGCAAAGUCCUGGUCCCAUUGCUGCCAGCAGCAACUCAAGAUAUUGAUAUUAAUAACUUAACACUUCAGGACCCUUCCGAGCUUCAAGAUUAUCAACCUUAUUACUUGACAAAUCAUCAAGAAAUGGACAAUAAAACAACAUUUCAAACUCACCAUGGAACAGAAGUGCUCGAUGCGUUUUAUAGUUGUGGCCCGGAUUUCUUGAACUUUGAAAUCAAUGAUCAGAUGCAAACAAUCAAUGGAGAAUCUGAGGAGAAUAAUGACAUCAACAAGAAUCUAUCAGAGGAUCCUGUGCAACCCCUGCCGUUUGAUGAUGCAAUGUUCAAGGAUUGGACCAAAAGUCCUUGUCUUAAUGACAAUGCCACCAUUGAUUUAGGCUCUCUGGCAUUUUUACUUGACCCUGACGAAUGGCCUUGAUAGCAAAAUCACUGCUGCAGCAUUCAUUUCCAAAAAAGAGAAAAAACCAUGUAAAUAAAACAUUCAGGGUGUCACGGAUCAAGCGCCAGUUCAUGAGGCACUUACCUGGACUCUUCCACAGAAGUCAGUAAAAGAGAAUUAGAAUACAUGAUCAAGCAACAAAUAAGGCACAAGUUAGUCCAAAAACACACAAGAAGGUAGCAACAAAAGGAGUCUAGUAUCUUCCACACCAUCGUUGGGUUCAAAGAGACUUGGGUGAUCUAAGUUGGGUGAUCUAACACAUAUCUUAACCAGGGAAGCAGCCCAACAUCCUCUGAUUGCACAUCCCUUUUAAAAAGUUGGAGGGAUUUUACAAGUAUAUAUACUACAGGUAACUAUUAAAAUGUUUGAAAUGGAAAUUCUUAUCCUAAGUACAUACGAACUAUCUAGCAAGGCACCUCUAUUCAAUUAUGGCCUUAUACAAGGUUGACUAAUAACAUAGGACUUGUGUCUUGUCUAUGAUAAAUACUAGUUGCAGCUUGCAUGUUAUGAGCAACUAUUGUAAAUUUUUUCUUAUUAUGAAAGAGUUUGUAGUUUGAAGAUUGGGAAAAAGAAAUGUAAGUGUUGAAAUUAGAACCACAAACUUGUUGAGUAUCAUUUUUUUCAGUGAUUACAUA
This is a messenger RNA of Durio zibethinus, 1722 nucleotides long. Its product is annotated as transcription factor MYB123-like. Lineage: Eukaryota; Viridiplantae; Streptophyta; Magnoliopsida; Malvales; Malvaceae. The record is from RefSeq and is a predicted model, not a curated record.